GAACUAAAAAGCAGUCGUCAGCGUACGCGCGAGUUUGGAGAGUGUGUAAAAAUAGAUAUUUUCGGUUGAAAUCUACUAUAAUUGUGCCGUUCGCCCAAGUUUUUAAUUGGCAAUAGAAACAUAUACACACAAUUGACAUAAUGGCAGAUAAAAUCGUCGACAGUGAGAUGAAUGGCGAGGAUUUCACCAAGGAUGUUACCGCCGACGUGACGACUUCUGAAAAUGGCGAUGCGGCGGGCGCUGCCGGUUCCACCAAUGGCAGCUCUGACUAUUCAGGGGCUGUGGCGAGCAACCAACGCGAUGACGACAGAAAACUUUUUGUUGGCGGACUCAGUUGGGAAACCUCUGAGAAGGAGCUGCGCGAUCACUUUGGUAAAUACGGUGAGAUCGAGAGUAUUAAUGUUAAAACAGACCCGCAAACUGGACGCUCGCGUGGCUUUGCCUUCAUUGUGUUCACGAACACCGAGGCUAUUGACAAAGUGAGUGCCGCUGGCGAGCACGUCAUUAACAGCAAAAAGGUUGAUCCCAAGAAGGCCAAGGCCCGCCAUGGCAAAAUCUUUGUUGGUGGCCUUACCACAGAAAUAAGCGAUGAGGAAAUCAAAACCUACUUUGGUCAGUUUGGCAAUAUUGUAGAGGUCGAAAUGCCCUUCGAUAAGCAAAAGUCCCAACGCAAGGGCUUCUGCUUCAUAACCUUCGAUUCAGAGCAGGUGGUUACUGACUUGCUGAAGACGCCGAAACAAAAGAUCUCUGGAAAGGAGGUUGAUGUUAAGCGUGCCACACCCAAACCUGAGAACCAAAUGAUUGGUAUGCGCGGAGGUGGUCGCGGUGGUAUGCGAGGUGGACGCGGUGGCUAUGGACGUGGUGGCUACUCUCAUCAGUGGGACGGUCAGGGCUCGUACUCUGGUUAUGGCGGCUAUGGCAGUUAUGGAGCCGGUGGUUAUGGCGACUACUAUGCCGGCGGCGGCUACUAUAACGGAUAUGACUACGGUUAUGGUGGCGGCGGCGGCGGCGGUGGCUUCAAUGCGGGCAAGCAGCGCGGUACAGGACGUCAGCCAAGGCAUCAGCCGUACUAGACGCCUCCUGGGAGCCUAGUCCUCUACUUAUACUGCAAACUACAUGAAAUUUACUUAGUUUAGUUUCUUAUGCACUCUACUGCAUAUACUAAAAUACAACAACAUGAACACACACUUAAGUACACCCGCAUGCAUAUACUUAUAUAAGCCGACUGCAAAACGGAAAUCAUUCUCAUCAUCAAUAACCAUAACGUUGAAGCCGUGGCGCAUCAUUCAGGAUUGUAGACACUUGGUCUAACACCAUUCCACCAGCAGCAGCAGCAACAAGAACAGCAACUACUUAAGAAAUUAUAGCAACAGGACUACAACUAGCAAGUUGAGAGAGAUAUUGAAAGAGGAGAGCUUAAGGCAUUUGGGCAUCGCGGUCCCUGCCAACGCCAACACACAUCCACACAUAUGUUAGACAUGUAAUUUUUCAGCAAGUGGCCAAUUUUUCAUGGCCACACGCUCAUUAAGCAAAUAACCAACCAACAAACAAACCGACCACCGCUAGCACCACAACAGCAACAACCACCACCAUCAUCACCACAACAAGCAACAACAACAACAAUUGCAGAGCUCAUCAGCGGUCUUUGAGGAGAGACAGACGCCCACAACGCCGUUCUCCGUGUCAAACUAAUUUGUUUUUGGAAUGUAGUUGAUACAUUAUGCAGAGUAACGGUUUAAUUUGCUAAAUAUAACUAAUUUCUAAGCACCUCAGCCGAAACAAAAACAACAACAACAAACAAGAUAUACAAGCAGCUCAUACAUCAGCAAUGUUUAAUAGCUACAAUAUACAAUACAAUAGACAUUAAGUAUUUGUUUAAAUUUAAUUAUGAAUAACUGUAAUAGGUAAUAAUAAUAUAAUAUAUUAUGUAAAAAUAAAUGCAGCAAGCUAACGAGCUGGCAGAUCGAAUGGGCGAAGACAUCGUCCAUAUGAACUAUAAACAAA
Scaptodrosophila lebanonensis is the source of this 2004-nucleotide messenger RNA. It is a transcript of the gene sqd, whose product is annotated as RNA-binding protein squid. Gene Ontology annotation, cellular component: nucleoplasm. The record is from RefSeq and is a predicted model, not a curated record. The transcript has 7 exons. Gene Ontology annotation, molecular function: RNA binding. Gene Ontology annotation, biological process: regulation of gene expression. The coding region runs from base 141 to 1073 and encodes 310 amino acids. NCBI's taxonomy places the organism in Eukaryota, Metazoa, Arthropoda, Insecta, Diptera, Drosophilidae.